AUGAGCCACGAACUCACACUCAUCGUCGCGGCGACGCGCAACAUGGGCAUCGGCGCCAAGGGUGGCCUGCCGUGGACGGGAUUGAAGAAGGAGAUGGCAUACUUUGCGCGCGUGACGAAAAGGCUUCCACCCCAGGCACCCUCGGACGCCCGCAACGCCGUCAUCAUGGGCCGCAAGACGUGGGAAAGCAUCCCGCCCCGGUUCAGACCCCUCAAGGGCCGUCUCAACAUCGUCAUCAGCCGCUCGCACGCUUCCCCUUCCUCCCUGGACGCGCCGGCCGCGGCCACGGACUUUGAUAAGGACGCCGUCAAGGUCGGCUCCCUGGAGCAGGCACUCGCGUUCCUCCGCUCCGACGCCGGCGACGACAAGCUGGGCAGGGUCUUUGUCAUUGGCGGUGCGCAAAUCUACGCCGCGGCGCUCGAGGUCCCCGAGGCGAAGAGGGUUCUGCUGACGAGGGUGCUGGGCGAGUUUGAGUGCGAUGCCUUUUUCCCGCUGAAGCUUGGCGGCGGCGAGGGCGGCGAGGGGAGCAGGCAAUGGGGCCGGAUCGAGAAGAAGGGGCUAGACGAGUGGGUUGGGGAGGAAGUCGAGGGGGGUGAGAUUGAGGAGAACGGGACGAGGUAUGAGUUCCAGAUGUGGGAGAAGAUUUGA
Molecule: messenger RNA, 648 nt
Organism: Colletotrichum orchidophilum
Lineage: Eukaryota; Fungi; Ascomycota; Sordariomycetes; Glomerellales; Glomerellaceae
Product: dihydrofolate reductase
Exons: 2
Coding region: 1-648 (215 amino acids)
Biological process (GO): tetrahydrofolate biosynthetic process; dihydrofolate metabolic process; folic acid metabolic process
Cellular component (GO): mitochondrion
Molecular function (GO): NADP binding; dihydrofolate reductase activity
Source: RefSeq, a predicted model, not a curated record